UCCGGUCCGUAUCCGAAUAUUUGAUUCUAUUUAUAACCUUAUUUAAUUUUAUAUAGCACUCAUAAAUUUUUUAAGAAAAAUAAAUGACCACAUUAACAUGCUAGCAACUUGACUUAUCACACACUUAGAAAUUAUUUUGAUUUUGUGGUCAUAAAGCUUUAUUAUCCGAUUUAUAUCCAAUUAUUUAUAUCUAGAGUUUUAGUAUCCAAUUUUUAUCUACAUCCGUUUAAAACAAAUAUAGAUAUAAAUUUUUACAUCCUAUUAAUAUCCGUAUCCGUAAUUAUAUUCAUUAAAUAAAAUAAAUAUGGAUAUGGAUCCAAUUGGUAUCCGAUUUCAACCUUAGGAGGAAAUCAACUUAUAUCUAGAUUUUUUUUUUUUUUUUUGGGUGAACUCCUAAAAAAAAUACUUUGAUAUCCCCAGCUGCAAUGCCGAACUGCCUAUGGUUUUGACUUGGGGCCCUCCUCAAGCACCUGAAAUAAAGUCAACUCACAGUUCCCUCCAUCCACUAAGCCAAAGUCAAAUCUAGAGUUGUUUGUUGAGAGACAAAAUUUAGUCCAAACCUAAACAGACCGCGCACGGCUCUCCAGAAUGACAAAACCAAAAAGGAACAAAGGAAACCAUCCCAAUUACGUGCAUCCCACAACCAGCUCUUUCAAAUACCCACCGCCACCGCCACCGCCACCACCGUCCUACCACCACCCACAUCCAUGACAGCUUCCCCUCCGCCAUCCUCACAAUGCCGCCACCAUCACCGCCGCCGCACUCAUCCAGCUCCGUCGUGCCUGCAGGCUGUCCUGAACGGAGCCCUCCGCGUCCACCGAUCACCCUCCAACCUUCCAAAAAGAAGCGGCCUGCCAAGGCCUCCAGGGCCCUCCGAGCGAUCCGAUCGCUCUUCCGCUCCUUCCCCAUCCUCAACCCAGCGUGCCGGCUUCACGCCGCACUCCCAAGGGGAGGACGGCCAUACGAAGGCCACAUUCAUGGCGCCACCCGCACCACCGGCACCCUCUUCGGCCACCGCAAGGGCCGCAUCAACCUCGCCAUCCAAGACAGCCCCAGGAGCAUCCCCAUGCUCCUGCUCGAGCUCGCCAUUCAUACCUGCAGGUUCAUGCAGGCGAUGAGCUCCGACCACCUCCGGAUUGCACUCGAGUGCGAGAAGAAGGCUGCCGACAAAACCAUGCUCCUUGACGAGCCCCUGUGGAUUGCAUACAUCAAUGGACGUAAAAUUGGGUAUGCCAUCAAGAGGGACCCUAGUGAGAACGAUCUCGAUAUCAUGCAGCUGCUCCACACGGUGUCUGUAGGUGCCGGCGUCCUCCCCGGCGAUAUGACGGACCCAGCCGAUGGGGAGAUGACAUACAUAAGGGCGCACUUCGACCGGGUGGCCGGAAGUAAGGAUUCAGAGACACUUUACAUGCUAAACCCUGACGGAAACACUGGCCCAGAGCUUGCCAUCUUUUUUGUUAGAAUCUGAUACUUCUGAUAAGUAAUGAGCUCCUAAUAAUUCA
Molecule: messenger RNA, 1502 nt
Organism: Phoenix dactylifera (date palm)
Lineage: Eukaryota; Viridiplantae; Streptophyta; Magnoliopsida; Arecales; Arecaceae
Product: protein MIZU-KUSSEI 1-like
Biological process (GO): hydrotropism
Source: RefSeq, a predicted model, not a curated record